This is a messenger RNA of Striga asiatica, 1198 nucleotides long. The record is from the annotation of a GenBank genome assembly. NCBI's taxonomy places the organism in Eukaryota, Viridiplantae, Streptophyta, Magnoliopsida, Lamiales, Orobanchaceae.
CAGAAACUACGAAUUCCAUUUCUGCCCCCAACAUCCCCCUCUUUCGGCCCCUUAUUUAGUUUUUGAAACCAUUACUGAGGAAGAAAAGCACACUCUGAAGCGUGUUUCUGCGCGUACGGAGCAGCCAUGGAAGGAGGCGCGCACAACCCUCGCACGGUGGAGGAGGUUUUCAGAGAUUUCAAGGGGAGGCGCAAUGCGCUGAUUAAAGCUCUCACUACUGAAGUUGAAGAUGUUUUCCAGCUGUGUGAUCCAGAGAAGGAAAAUCUUUGUCUUUAUGGAUUUCCUGAUGAGCAUUGGGAAGUUAAUUUGCCUGCUGAAGAGGUGCCUCCUGAGCUUCCGGAACCUGCUUUGGGUAUAAACUUUGCCAGGGACGGAAUGCAGGAGAAAGACUGGCUGGCUCUCGUGGCUGUGCACAGUGAUGCAUGGCUACUUUCUGUUGCUUUCUAUUUUGGUGCCAGAUUCGGUUUUGAUAAAGCUGACAGGAAACGUCUAUUCAAUAUGGUAAAUGAUCUUCCGACGAUUUUUGAAGUUGUGACAGGAGCUGCAAAAAAGCAAGUAAAGGAAAAAUCAUCUGUUUCAAACCACAGUGGCAGUAAAUCCAAGUCAAACUCAAAAACGACCAAAUCAACUAAGGUACAAGCAAAGGAUGAAGAUGAGGUACUCGAUGAGGAAGAUGAAGACGAGCACGGGGAGACUUUAUGUGGGGCGUGUGGCGAAAACUACGCCGCGGAUGAGUUUUGGAUUUGCUGUGACAUAUGCGAAAGAUGGUUCCAUGGCAAGUGCGUGAAAAUCACGCCUGCAAGAGCCGAGCACAUCAAGCAGUACAAAUGCCCGACGUGCAGCAACAAGAGGGCGCGCCCUUGACUUGAUCGGGCCUUGGCUUUUUUGGGGCUCGUCCUUUCUUUUUUUUUUUCCCGAUCAUAUAUCUUUACGGACGAACCAGAUGGCGUGUACAAUUGUUGCUAGUGUUGCUUUCUUUUUCGGGAUGGUUUUCGGAUGCUCUUGCAAGCAACACUCUUUGUUUAGAUCUCUUCUAAUUGUUCAUUGUAGGGAUUUGUUUGAUGUGUUGUGAGGAGAUUGGGCCUUGUUUGUGUCCUUUCAACAUUUGUUUUAUGCUGUCUAAACUGUGGGAAUGUUAUCUAUUUACCAGUUGAACAUUGAAAUCUGUUUUCUUUCUCAAAAUUUGAUGGGUCACUUU